AUGUCCACGAGUCGUGUUAUCAAUGUCGCUGUCAUCGGUGCGGGGGAGAUCGCAAUGUGCACCCAUCUGCCUACCCUCGGCUUCCUUUCGCACAUGUACGAGGUCACGGCAAUAGUGGAUGUUUCGAAGCAAGCCUUGGAGCACUGUGCGCGAAAGUUCAACAUCCCCCGCACAUUCACAGACGUGUCGGAAAUGCUGGCAGCGUGCUCCGACGUAGAUGUGGUAUUGAUCUGUCAUUCCGACGAGUUCCACAGCGUACACGCAGUGCAAUGUCUGAAAGCCGGCAAGCAUCUCUUUAUAGAAAAGCCGAUGGCUCAGACCUUGCGAGAAGCGGACGAUAUCGAGACCGCACGCCUCGCUUCCGGCAAGUUGGUCUUUGUCGGCUACAUGAGACGAUAUGCGACCGCGUUCUUGAGGUUUAAGGAGGCCGUGGGCAAACUGGAUCCAGCCCAGAUCAACUACGUCCGGUUCCGCAACUUUACAUCGAGGGUGAGUCAAGGAUGGGAUUAUCUCACAGAGCGGCACCUACUCACAACGUUUCUCGGGCAAGUCUCUCCGAAUGCCCCAACGUGUAUGAUCGUCCGCUCACUGAAUGCAGAUAUCCCUGAGGAGGCUUCGGCUAAGAGGCGUCAAGUCGCCACGAGCCAAUUCGAGGAGUACACGGGCCUCGACUACAAAUCGCCGGUCGCGCAGUACAUUCGGGCUUGCAAGUUCCACAUCUCCCCGCACGACCUAAGCCUCAUGCGAGAGCUGUUUGGUCUUCCUCGCCAUGUCAUUGCAGCCGUGCCAAGUGCUCGGGGGGAACUUUUUGUCCAUUAUGCUGCAGUAUCUGGCGAGGAUGCGGUCUUGUCUGUGGACGCGACCGUCGAGGUCCUGGCUCAGCACCAGCGACUCAAGCUCACCUUUGACUCGCCGUAUAUCAAAGGUUUGCCAAUCACCGCGACUACGCUCUCCAGGCACCCCAACGGGGACUUUUCUGAAGAGACAAUCCGGCCGACAUACGAAGACUACUACACGUUAAUGUUCAAAGAGCUGCAUCGCUGCCUGAGCGGCGAUGCAGAAAUCAAGACUACCGUGCUGGACUCUCGGGAGGAAAUUAGCAUGCUGAGCGAUAUUCUGAAAGUCUUAGCAGAAGGAUUCGAAAAGAGCCAGGAGAUUAGCAGGGACCGGUAG
Messenger RNA from Penicillium cosmopolitanum, 1173 nucleotides. RefSeq names its product Gfo/Idh/MocA family protein. The record is from RefSeq and is a predicted model, not a curated record. NCBI's taxonomy places the organism in Eukaryota, Fungi, Ascomycota, Eurotiomycetes, Eurotiales, Aspergillaceae. Bases 1 to 1173 code for a protein of 390 amino acids. The transcript is spliced from 11 exons. Gene Ontology annotation, molecular function: nucleotide binding.